AUGGCGCCAUCCACCCAUCCCAUGAUGCUGCGCAGCACUCGAAAACUGCCCGAUCCGCCGGCCCAGUCGAGUUCAGUGCCUGCGACGAUCCAGGCUUCGAUGCCGAUCACGGAUGCGCUCCCCGUUGUCCAGAACAUACAGAACAACCUUCGUCGAACUUUCAUCCUUCGAUGCCAUCGUGAUAUGGUUGCGCUCAUCGUGGAUGAACUUGGCUACAAAGAUGCCAGAGCACCCUCUCUCACCUGUCAACAAUUUUAUGCCUAUGUCCCCCUUCAACCAAGCUCGCGAUGGAGCAAGUCCGACAUCAUGACAUAUCUCAACGUUGCCCAGGUCUGUGAUGGCAACGCCAACAGACUCGCUUGCUUCGCCGAACGCCACCUGCGCGUAUUGCACAAGUCACAGUUCGCCGACUGCAUGCAACGAGGCGGCUACGCCAAGGAAGGCAGCCUGAACUUCAAGCGGAUCUGCUGGGACUGCUGUGCGGCACUCGGACGGGAUGGGCCUUUCCACCACCUGGCAAUCAUUCACAAGAACAAGGAGCAGUUUGUCCUCUGCCAUGAAUGCCAUCGAUGGAGCACCGUCAAUGACAAGUGCAAGAGUAUCCCGAUCCGGGAUGAAAACUUCAUGAUCCAGGGCCGUCUGACUGUGUGCCGGCCAUUUGGUCAGUCAGAGAUUGGGGACAAGUCCCGCUUCGAAAUGCUCCCUGUGGAUAUCCAAAACCGCAUUGUUGGUAUGCUCAGUUACCAGGACCGCAUCAUGCUAUGCCAGGCGAACCGCCACUUUCGGCACACGGUUGAUCCCCAAGCUGCGCCCCUACAUGAGAAGUUCGACCGCAUGCAAGAACAGUUGGACAUAUACAAGAACCGGCCAGAUUUCAUGUACCAUCCAUUAUUCGCAACAAAGCUAAGUAUUGGGGGAGGAGAGACAGCCACUUUUCCGAUCUGCACCAACUGUGGGUCAGACCAGGGGGCCUACUGGUGCCCCCCGGCUAUUACUGUCGACGUUGCUGACCAUGGUCCUGUAACUCGAACUCAGUAUGGCAGAACCUUUGAAGUCAAUGUUUUACGGCUAGCCAUGCUCUGUUUCGGCUGCUGUUUCGAAAAGCAUCCCAAGUUGCGUCUGCCGUGCUACUGUUGCUUCAAGUGGAAACCUUCCAAGUGUUUCACCAAGUACCAGAUGGAAGGCAUAUUACUGCAUUCUGAAGAAACGUUCUGGAAGACCAUGUGCUCCAGAUGCGUGCAGGCAACAUAUGACCAGGGCAGAGCGAAGCCCCUGGAUCUGGAAGAAUUGCACCGUCGAGAACUUUGCGAGGUCUGCCAUUGUCUGAAGUACCGCAACGAGCGAUGCUUCAGCUGUCUGGACAAGUUCGGAUAUGAGGAGACCACCGAGGGACGCAAGCGGAUUCGCACGUACCGAGACGGGAAGAAAGUCACCAUCACCGCUGGCCGGGGCUCUAAGAACCAGCGUGUGGCCCUGGAGGAGGGCAAGUUUUGA
Messenger RNA from Neoarthrinium moseri, 1494 nucleotides. RefSeq lists its product as uncharacterized. The record is from RefSeq and is a predicted model, not a curated record. NCBI's taxonomy places the organism in Eukaryota, Fungi, Ascomycota, Sordariomycetes, Amphisphaeriales, Apiosporaceae. The transcript has a single exon. The coding region runs from base 1 to 1494 and encodes 497 amino acids. Gene Ontology annotation, molecular function: protein binding.